AUGAAGUAUGUUUUAAUUCUGGGCGGGGUUAUCUCGGGAAUCGGAAAAGGUGUUAUCGCCUCUUCUACUGGUUUGCUUCUCAAAACGCUCGGGCUAAGAGUUACGGCGAUAAAAAUUGACCCUUAUGUAAACGUUGACGCUGGGACUAUGAACCCUAUUGAACACGGCGAAGUUUUUGUCUUGAAUGAUGGCGCAGAGGUAGAUCUUGACCUUGGCAACUAUGAACGAUUCCUUGAUAUUACCUUAACGAGGGAUAAUAACAUAACUUCUGGGAAACUAUUUCAGUCUGUUAUCGAAAAGGAGCGACGAGGUGAUUUUCUUGGUCAAAAUGUUCAGAAUAUGCCACAUGUAACAGAUACCAUUCAGAAUUGGGUGGAACGCGUUGCGAAAAUACCAGUAGACCAAUCUGGCCAGGAGCCUGAUAUUUGCAUUAUAGAGCUGGGUGGAACUAUUGGUGACUUCGAUUCUUCACUAUAUAUUGAAGCAUUGCGACAAUUCCAACAUCGAGUUGGUCGUGAAAAUUUUGUUGUUGUUCAAGUUUCUUUGGUGCCGGUGCUUGGUGUUGUUGGUGAACAAAAAUCAAAACCUACACAAGCUACUGUUCGACAGUUACGAGGUUUAGGCCUAAAACCAGACUUGAUUGCUUGUCGUUGCUCUCAAGCUUUAGAUCCGCGCGUUAAGGCCAAAGUAUCGACCUAUUGUCAUGUUGCUCUUGAGCAGGUUCUUUCUGUGCAAGAUGUAUCUUCCACAUACAAGAUUCCUUUACUUCUUAAAGAACAAGGUGUUCUUAAUUAUUUGCGUAAAAGACUUCAAUUGGAUACUCUGCACAUUAGUCCCAGGUAUUUUGAAACUGGCGAGGCUUUGUUCCGUGAUUGGAAAGCUUUGACUGAAACACAUGCUUCCUUGAAAAAAACUGUGACUAUUGCGCUUGUUGGAAAGUACACAUUUUUGCAAGACGCUUAUCUCUCGGUCACUCAAGCACUUGAGCACGCCUCAAUAGCUUGUGAACGUAAACUAACAAUUAAGUGGGUCGAAGCGGCCAAUCUCGAAUUAGAAACCAAAGAAAGCAACUCAGGAAAAUAUCACGAGGCAUGGGAAGAUAUAUUCACUGCUCAAGGUAUACUUGUUCCUGGAGGCUUCGGACAUCGUGGUACUGAGGGUAAAAUAGCGGUUGUUAAAUGGGCGAGAGAGAAUAAAAUUCCGUAUUUAGGGAUUUGUCUUGGUCUUCAAGUUGCCGUGAUCGAGUUUGCUAGAAAUGUUUGCGGUCUAAAAGGUGCAAAUUCAGAGGAACUUGACCCCGAGACAAAUCACAAGGUGGUUAUCUAUAUGCCUGAAGUCUCGCGGACACAUCUUGGCGGAACUAUGAGAUUAGGAUUACGACCAACAAAGUUUCAAGAUGGAUCAGAAUCGUGGUCCAAAAUUCAUAAAUAUUAUGAAUCGGAUGAGCGCACUUUAAUAACUGCUCGAAAAUUUUUAGAUAUUCAUAAAGAGAAUCGUAUCAAUGGAACAACAGAAAACGGAAUAAAAUAUAACACCAGAAUCACCAGCAAUGGGAUCAGAGUUUUCGGUAACGGGACGACACAAAUGGCACUGAAUGGUAAUCAUCAUCACCAUCUUUUCACGGAAGAUUUUGUAAUUAGUUCCACAACAGCGACAGAAACUAGUAUAAAGCCUAUGGAAAAUGUGUACUCUAGCAAAACAGUAAUCGAGGAAAGACAUCGUCACAGAUACGAAGUCAAUCCAGAGAUUGUUGAGCGCUUGGAAGCGCAAGGAUUGAUGUUUGUCGGUCGUGAUGAAACUGGUAAUCGUAUGGAAAUAUUGGAACUUAAAGAUCAUCCAUUUUUCGUGGCCGUUCAGUAUCAUCCCGAAUAUUUAAGUCGACCAUUAAAGCCUGUCCCGACAUUUUUUGGAUUUAUACAAGCUUCAGCUGCAUUUCAAGGGUAUCAAAAAUUAAUUCCUUGUCAUUAUGAAUCAACAUUUAAUAGUUAA
Molecule: messenger RNA, 1989 nt
Organism: Ambispora gerdemannii
Lineage: Eukaryota; Fungi; Glomeromycota; Glomeromycetes; Archaeosporales; Ambisporaceae
Source: the annotation of a GenBank genome assembly